UUAAAACUAGCUGUCAAAAUACAAGCCUGCUGCAAGUUAUAUUCACAGGCAGCUGUGUACAGUACGAAUCAGUAGGACACUUUAGUUUCACACUUCCGGGUUUUAUUUGACCACUCAGGUCUCGCGUGUUUGUUUAUUUCAGUUAGUUUGUAGUCAGGCAUGUGAACUUGUGCAAAGCACUGUGUACAUAACUGUUUGUAGUUUCUUUGGCAGCUCUGUAUGCGUGGGCACUAGGCUGGCAGGCUUUGGUGUGGAGGUGUUUGCUCUCUGGGGAUUUAGGAGACUUCAUCUGAAGGUCAUUACAGGUUUGCAAACUUUGUGAGGAUGUCGGAGAAACUCUGUGGCUGAAGGAGUGGAAGUGAAGGGAAGUGAAGUGAAAAUGAGGAGUCGCUGUAAUUCAGGAGUCAAACUCGACAACUAUGCUCGGAUAAUUCAACAAACUAUCCUCCAACACCAAGAUCCAGUGACUGGUCUUCUCCCUGCGAGUGAGGAGCAGCCAGAUGCCUGGGUCAGGGAUAAUGUCUACAGCAUCAUCGCCGUGUGGGCUCUAAGUCUAGCCUACAGGAAGAAUGCAGACCGUGAUGAGGACAAGGCCAAAGCUUACGAGCUGGAGCAGAGUGUCGUGAAGCUUAUGAGAGGCCUACUUCAGUGCAUUAUGCGGCAGCUAGACAAAGUGGAGAAAUUCAAGUACAGCAAGAGCACCAUGGAUUGUGUCCAUGCCAAGUACAACACACGCACUUGUGCCACAGUGGUGGGUGAUACUGAGUGGGGGCACUUACAGAUGGAUGCCACCUCGCUCUUUCUGCUCUUUCUAGCACAGAUGACUGCUUCGGGUUUGCACAUUGUGUACACUCAGGAUGAAGUGGAUGUGAUCCAGAAUCUGAUGUUUUACAUUGAAGCUGCAUACAAAGUGGCAGACUAUGGAAUGUGGGAGCGAGGAGACAAGACUAAUCAAGGCAUCCCUGAGCUCAAUGCCAGCUCUAUCGGCAUGGCCAAAGCAGCACUGGAGGCACUGGAUGAGCUAAACCUAUUUGGGGCUAAAGGAGGGCCCAGCUCGGUGGUCCAUGCUCUGCCAGACGACAUCCAGCACUGUCAGUCCAUUCUUAACUCCAUGUUGCCCAGAGCGUCCACAUCGAAAGAAGUAGAUGCUGGCGUUCUUGCCAUUAUCUCGUAUCCAGCCUUCGCUGUGGAGGACAUGGAAUUAGUCAAUAUCACCAAGGAGGAAAUCAUUUCCAAGCUACAGGGGCGAUAUGGUUGCUGUCGGUUUCUCAGAGAUGGUCAUAAAACCCCUAAAGAGGAUCCCAAUAGACUAUAUUAUGAAUCUGCUGAGCUGAAGCUAUUUGAGAACAUUGAAUGUGAGUGGCCUCUCUUCUGGACGUACCUCAUUCUUGAUGGCAUCUUUCUCAACAGCCAAGAGCAGGUGCAGGAAUACAGAGAAGCGCUGGAUGGUAUACUAAUCAAACAGCAGGAUGGGAUACGUCUGGUGCCUGAACUUUACAGUGUCCCUCCUGAUCAGGUAGAUGAGGAGUAUGUGAAUCCUCACUCUGUAGAGAGGAUCCCUAUGGGCAAGUGCCCUCUAAAGUGGGGCCAGUCACUGUACAUUCUUGGAAAUCUUUUGGCAGAGGUGAGGGCGCACUUUCAUAUCUUGAGAAAAAGGCCUUGCUUUAUAACUGACUUUGACUUACUAUUCUGUUGCUUGUUAAAAACAAAACAAAAACCUAAGGGCUUCCUGGCCCCUGGAGAAAUUGACCCACUCAACCGCAGAUUCUCCACCAUCCCAAAGCCUGAUGUGGUUGUCCAAGUGUGCAUUCUGGCAGAGAAUGAUGAAAUUAAGGCAUUGCUACUGAAGAAUGGGAUAGCUGUGGAUACAGUGGCAGACAUGCACUCCAUCAGAGUGCAACCUUCUCGAGUCCUUAGUCACAUUUACGCUCGACUAGGACAUAACCAGAGGCUGGGGCUGACUGGCAGGCCAUGUCGCAGGAUUGGUGUGUUGGGGACCUCUAAGCUCUACAUCAUCCGCAACACUAUCUUCACCUUUACACCUCAGUUUAUUGAUCACCAGCAGUUUUACUUGGCCCUUGAUAACAGGAUGAUUGUGGAGAUGCUGCGUACUGACCUUUCUUAUUUGUCCUCUCGCUGGAGAAUGACUGGCCGGCCUACUGUCACCUUCCCAGUCUCUCAGACUAUGCUCACUGAGAACCACACAGAAUUGGACCCUGUGGUACUGGCUACUCUGAAGAAACUUCAGGAUGGCUACUACGGAGGAGCACGGAUACAGACAGGAAAGUUGUCAGAGUUCUUGACCACCUCCUGUUUUGCUCAUCUGAGCUUCCUGGAUAGGGUUAAGCAACACUCCAGCAGUCUGAGCUGGGAUAAGGAUGAUGAAUACAGCUUCAAUAAUGAAGACACUAUGCAUAAUCUCAACAUUAGUGAUGAUGGAGAUGAUCUUGCAGAGUAUUUGGAUCAGCUUUUGGCCACAGCAGUGCCUCAGAGGGGGAAGAGAGCAGAGAACAAGGCCAGCGGGCUCUGCCGCUUCAAGGCUGCAGCUAAUCAAACAAGAGAGAUGGUGUCUUUAGUCAACAAGGCCAAAGAUCUCCAACUGCAUAAUGUGCAAAUGUAUCUACCCACCAAGCUCUUCCGAGCCCCUAAACAAUCUCUUAAUUUGAAUGACUCCUUGAGACCAGAGCCAAGCCAGGGUCGAGAGAUGUUUGUUUCGUCACAUUUAAACCUGCCCCGUGAUUCUGAUGGAGCUAUAGAUUACAUGGCUCUGGCUCAGCUGCUUAAAGAUACACAGGAUCUUCAAGACCAAGCGGAAAUCCUGUAUAUCCUCUUCAAAGACAAGGGGAUGGAUUGGGAUACACAGCUGCAUGGCAAAUGCACUACAGUGCAGAGACUGCUGAUGGAGCUGUAUGAAAAGGCAGGAGACCUGCGCUGCUGGGGCCUCAUCCGUAUGAUUUCCGGCAUGCUGCGCAAAAAAGUGGAGGAGCUGGAUUGGGCCUGUUCUGAUUUGCUGGCUCAUCAGAAACACUUAACAGUGGGUUUACCUCCUGAACCGCGGGAAAAGACCAUCACUGCGCCAAUGCCACCUGACCUGCUGGCUAAACUUAUCGAUGAGGCCAGUGAGAACAACAUAACAAUCUCUAUCCUCACUCAGGAGAUCAUGGUGUACCUGGCCAUGAACAUCAGGACACAUCCGAGUCUGUUCAGUGAGAUGUUUAGACUGAGGAUUGGCCUCAUCAUUCAGGUCAUGGCUACUGAACUGGCCCAGUCUCUGAACUGCUCAGAUGAAGAAGCAAUAGAAAGUCUGAUGAGUUUGAGUCCGUCUGAGCUGAAGAAUCUUUUACAUCAUAUCCUCAGUGGCAAAGAGUUUGGUGUGCAGAGGCAUGUAGAUACAGGUAUGAGUCCUGCCAUCUCUAUCCAUGAAGUUGGCCACGUGGGUGCCACCAAAAGUGAGCGUGCUGGCAUCAGGAAACUAAAGAGUGAUAUGAAGCUGACCUUUUCAGGCCAGUCCUUUGACCUCGACCACACAGAGUCUAUUCACCGUCUCCCUUCAUUUGAGUCCUUUGAUGGCUCUGUGAGUGUUCCUGUUGCAUUGGAUAGCCGCCAGGGCCAGUGGCUACGCAGGAGGAGGCUGGAUGGAGCCCUCAACAGAGUGCCAGUGGGCUUUUAUCAGAAAGUUUGGAAGAUUCUGCAGAAGUGUCAUGGGCUGUCGAUAGAAGGCUUUGUGCUUCCAUCAUCCACUACAAGAGAGAUGACGCCGGGUGAGAUUAAGUUUGCUGUGCAGGUGGAGACGGUACUGAACAGAGUUCCUCAGCCUGAGUACAGGCAGCUGCUAGUGGAGGCAAUCCUGGUGCUCACCAUGCUGGCUGACGUUGAUGUCCAAAGCUUCGGCAGCAUCAUCCACGUGGAGAUCAUCGUUCACAUCGCGAAUGACCUGUUCUACCAGGACCAGAAAGCUCUUAAUGCUGAAGAGAGCAUUUUGCAAAGAGACCCAUCCACAGGCAUCUGUCGGCUCUUGUAUGAUAGCGCACCCAGUGGCUGCUUUGGCACAAUGACGUACCUCACAAAGGCAGUGGCUACCUACGUACAGGACUUCCUGCCCAGUGGCUCAUGUGCUUUGCAGUGAUGUGCUGUCUUAAGAGUAGAGGAAGCACGGUUUAAAACGUAUCAAAGAAACUCAUAUCAGUUUAGGUCAUUUGUACAAUAGUUACAUAUUCAUACACUGAUGGAGAUGGUGGUAGUUUUCAGUUUUCAUAGGCAAAGUUUAACUGUGUGGACACAUUCAUUACAUAUAUCAGGUACUGUUUGUUUCCUGAUCAUAUUUGAAUGAGUUCGGUUGCAUGAAAGUACUGUUAUCAGUGCAGCAGCUUUUUCUUUUAGAGGGCCUUUCAUUUUCUUCCUUUUUAACACAACAGUCUCAAAUCACCUGGCAUCAACCAGCAGAUGAUCAGUGACGAAGGAAUAUUUUAUGUAUGGAGUUUUUUUGCCCAGCGUGUUUUACGUCAUCUAAUUCUGUAUAAUUCAGAGCGCAUUUUGACUUUUACUAGUAAAAACAUUAUUUUAAUAAUUACUUCAGCCUCAUCAGCAAAAUAAUAUUUCUUUUUGAAGCAAAUACUUUGCACACCUUGAACAUAAUAUAUAAGUUGGUAAAUAAUUUGUGACCCGAAACGUUCUUUUCAUAUGUGGUGAAAUAAAUAUCUUGUGAUGUUUGAAAUUGUACUGACCUUUUUUUGAAAAUAAUUUAUUUUUCAUACAUUAUGGAAAAUUAGAGAGAAAAUGAACAGAUGUUUUACAAGAGGAUAUUUUGUAGUCUGUUUUUUAAAGUUAAUUAAUAAAUCUUCAUGUUGUA
Molecule: messenger RNA, 4849 nt
Organism: Neoarius graeffei (lesser salmon catfish)
Lineage: Eukaryota; Metazoa; Chordata; Actinopteri; Siluriformes; Ariidae
Gene: phka1a
Product: phosphorylase kinase, alpha 1a (muscle)
Exons: 31
Coding region: 380-4126 (1248 amino acids)
Biological process (GO): glycogen metabolic process
Cellular component (GO): phosphorylase kinase complex
Molecular function (GO): calmodulin binding
Source: RefSeq, a predicted model, not a curated record